This is a messenger RNA of Trypanosoma brucei brucei TREU927, 1329 nucleotides long. Its product is annotated as protein kinase, putative. The record is from RefSeq and is a predicted model, not a curated record. Gene Ontology annotation, biological process: protein phosphorylation; intracellular signal transduction. The coding region runs from base 1 to 1329 and encodes 442 amino acids. Gene Ontology annotation, cellular component: cytoplasm; nucleus. The transcript has a single exon. Gene Ontology annotation, molecular function: ATP binding; MAP kinase activity. Lineage: Eukaryota; Euglenozoa; Kinetoplastea; Trypanosomatida; Trypanosomatidae.
AUGUCAUCAGAAAUAGAGCCACAUAUCCUCCGGAAAUAUGAGAUACAAGCACAGUUAGGGCAGGGGGCGUAUGGCAUCGUCUGGCGCGCAAUUGACCGGCGGACGCGGCAGGUUGUAGCGUUAAAGAAGAUAUACGACGCUUUUCAAAACGCAACUGACGCGCAGCGAACCUUCCGUGAAAUAAUGUUUCUCCAGGCUCUUAGUCACCCAAACAUAAUUAAAUUGCUUCAUGUGCAUCGCGCAACGAAUGACAAGGAUAUUUACCUUGUAUUCGAGUACAUGGAGACGGAUUUGCACGUCGUAAUUCGUGCCAACAUCCUGGAGGAUAUCCAUAAGCAAUUCAUAAUUUAUCAGCUUCUGAAGACAAUGAAAUACCUUCACUCGGCGGAACUGCUGCAUCGCGACAUGAAACCGUCAAACCUGCUUGUAAACAGCGAUUGCUCAAUGAAAGUGGCAGAUUUUGGGCUAGCACGCUCCAUUCUAUCGCUUGAAAAGGAGCAAGUGGCGCGUCCCGUACUCACUGAUUACAUCAUGACACGUUGGUAUCGGCCACCUGAGGUUCUUCUCGGCUCCACUCGCUACACGAAGGGUGUUGACAUGUGGGCCAUCGGAUGCAUUCUCGCCGAGUUACUUCUGGGACGACCCAUAUUCCCAGGCCGCACCACAAUGAAACAGCUAGAACUAAUUAUCAAUGUUCUAGGUGAACCCACAGCGGAGGAGAUUCGGUCGACGAACUCCCAGUUUGCCGAAGCUAUGCUGAAGGACACGCGUCGUACGCAAACCACGACGUUCGCGGAACUGCUUCCCAAGGCCCCUCCUGAUGCCCUGGACCUCGUACAGAAGCUCAUGCGCUUUAACCCAAAUGAACGACUAACCGCUGAGCAGGCGCUUGAACACCCGUAUGUGGCGGCUUUCCACAAACCCCAAGAUGAGCCAUCUGCUCCCGCACCCAUAACUAUUUCCCUCCCAGACGAUACCCGCUUCACCAUGCAAGAGUAUCGUGAGCGGCUAUACCAAGAAAUUGCUAAUGCACGGCGCAAAGUCCGACGAGAGGUAUUGGGCUCCGGCGCGCCUACUCGUGGAACGCAUUCCUCAUUGGCCACAGGAACGGCUUCUGGAACCUCAGAGGAAAAAAAGGAAAAUGCACGUGUGUCGUCGGCGGCCACACGACCGGCGUCAUCAUCAGCUGCCCGUACCACCGCCACCGCGGGCUCAUCUUCGGGUGCCGGGUUGCACCGCACGACCGUUGCGUCACGAUCAGCGCAGCACCACACGCGACCGGCAGUACACCGACAGCCCUCUGGAGCCUCUCGUGUGUUGCACAAAUGA